Dermochelys coriacea (leatherback sea turtle) is the source of this 4055-nucleotide messenger RNA. It is a transcript of the gene PFKFB2, whose product is annotated as 6-phosphofructo-2-kinase/fructose-2,6-biphosphatase 2. Gene Ontology annotation, cellular component: cytosol. The transcript has 16 exons. Gene Ontology annotation, molecular function: 6-phosphofructo-2-kinase activity; ATP binding; fructose-2,6-bisphosphate 2-phosphatase activity. The record is from RefSeq and is a predicted model, not a curated record. Gene Ontology annotation, biological process: fructose 2,6-bisphosphate metabolic process; fructose metabolic process. The coding region runs from base 300 to 1889 and encodes 529 amino acids. NCBI's taxonomy places the organism in Eukaryota, Metazoa, Chordata, Testudines, Dermochelyidae.
GCUGAUUCAUUAAGGUCCCAGCUGAGGGGUGUAUUUUUUUUUCUCCUCUGCUUCAUAUUUCUGUGCUUUGCGUUAUCUUGUGGCAACGAUAUAUGGUACGACCCGCUGUUGACCUUGGACUACCACGCUGAGACUGUUCUCUGGCUUCCUUUCCCUCCCACCAGGAACAGCACAGAUAAGCUGCUGUGCAUCUUAUUGUAUCCUGCCUACUGGAUUUCACAAGGAUUUGUUUCUUGGUUCUUCUUUUCUUUUCCAAGCGCCUGAAGGUCCAACACUGACCAAGUGUGUGAUUAGCAGCAAUGUCAGGACAUAGAGCAUUAGUUCCAGAGCAGAACAGCAGCAGCAGCAGCCAGGAAAACAAAACUUCAAAUGUGCGAGUCUCAGAAAAAAAGUGCUCAUGGGCUUCUUAUAUGACCAACUCCCCUACUUUGAUUGUAAUGAUUGGCCUUCCUGCCCGGGGUAAAACUUAUAUGUCCAAGAAAUUAACACGCUACCUCAACUGGAUUGGCGUGCCUACAAAAGUAUUUAAUCUAGGAGUGUAUCGUCGUGAAGCAGUGCAGUCGUACAAGUCCUAUGAUUUUUUCAGGCAUGAUAACAAGGAAGCCAUGAAGAUUCGGAAACUGUGUGCCUUGGUGGCUCUGGAAGAUGUGAAAGCUUAUGUCACAGAGGAGUGCGGGCAGAUAGCUGUGUUCGAUGCGACCAACACGACUCGAGAGAGGCGGGACUUGAUCUUAAAUUUUGCUAAAGAGAAUGCUUAUAAGGUGUUUUUUGUGGAGUCUGUCUGUGAUGAUCCAGAAGUCAUUGCUGCCAAUAUCCUGGAAGUGAAGGUCUCCAGCCCUGACUACCCAGAGAGAAAUAGAGAGAAUGUGAUGGAUGAUUUCCUGAAGAGGAUAGAGUGCUAUAAAGUCACAUAUCAGCCCCUUGAUCCAGAUAAUUAUGACAAAGACCUUUCCUUCAUUAAAGUGAUCAAUGUGGGACAGCGAUUCCUGGUAAACCGUGUCCGGGAUUACAUCCAGAGUAAAAUCGUCUAUUACCUAAUGAACAUUCAUGUCCAGCCGCGCACCAUCUACCUUUGCCGACAUGGUGAGAGCGAAUUUAACCUUGUUGGCAAGAUCGGUGGGGAUUCUGGCCUGUCACCGCAUGGGAAGCAGUUCGCUCAAGCCCUUACAAAAUUCAUUGCCGAGCAGGAGAUUGUGGAUUUGAAGGUUUGGACGAGCCAGCUGAAGAGAACCAUCCAGACAGCCGAGUGCUUGGGGGUCCCCUAUGAGCAGUGGAAGAUUCUGAAUGAGAUUGAUGCUGGAGUGUGUGAAGAGAUGACAUAUGAAGAAAUUGAAACUCAGUACCCAGAUGAGUUUGCGCUGAGGGAUCAAGAUAAAUAUCUUUAUCGUUAUCCUGGAGGAGAGUCGUACCAAGACUUGGUCCAGCGUUUGGAGGCUGUGAUUAUGGAGCUAGAGCGUCAGGGCAGUGUUCUGGUUAUUGCCCACCAGGCUGUUAUGCGGUGCCUGUUGGCCUACUUCCUUGACAAGAGCGCAGAUGAGUUGCCAUAUCUGAAGUGCCCCCUUCACACCAUAUUCAAGCUCACACCAGUUGCUUACGGGUGUAAAGUGGAAACAAUCACCUUGAAUGUUGAAGCAGUGAAUACCCAUCGAGACAAGCCUUCUGGGAGUACUAACAGCCUUCCAAAGAGCCAAACCCCUGUAAGGAUAAGAAGAAACAGCUUUACGCCUCUGGCCAGUCCGGACACAAUAAAGCGCACACGAAAUUACAGUGUUGGGAGCAGGCCUCUCAACCCAAUGGGGUCUCUGCUAUUCCCAGAGGCUCGAGAUGGGGCUGAUCAGCAGAAACUACAACUUCAAAUGGGAAGUGCUUGCUUAGGAAGUCUGGAUUAACGAUGUAGAGGUCUUGGUUUCAUCAUGAACUUGGCUGAAAACUUAAUGGACGCAUGAAAGGACAAAUCUCAUCCUGGAAUUAGAAUCAGUCUCCUGGAGUCAACUUAUCAAGCCCCUUUUAAAGUAACUGGGUGCACGCGUGUGAUGCCUAACGUAAUCUUACACUUUCUGAAUUAAAACAAAUGCUCCAAGUUAGUAUUUGACAUGGGCCUGACCCUACAGGAUGCUCUCACUGAAGUGCAGUUUUGCCCUUGACCUCUAUGGGAGCAGGAUCCCCUGUUUUUAUUUAUGAAAGUUAUCUAACGAGUUAAAGACCAGUCACAAAAAUGAGGAAGAGAAAGCAUGUUGGAGGAAGAGACUUGUGGGUUGUCGCACAUUUGCAUCCAUGGUCGCUUCCUGUCUAAAUGGAUGAUUUUUCAUCGAAAUCUACCAUUUGCUUACUUGCUUUCAUGGGAUUAAAAUAACACUGCAAAGUAAAGGCAAAUAGCAAUGUAUUGUCAUUUGACUACACACAAUAUGCUGUAAUCACUUUGCACAACAUUGUGGAGUUAAUUAUUUUUCUAUUUUGGGUGAGCUUUUGGUUGCAUCAUUAGAUAACUGGUAUUUUUUUACCUGCCAGAAUGUAUGAAUGUCACUGCUAAUGUAUUGAUAUUGUAACUUUUUAAUCAAUACUAAUGAUCAGUGUUUUAGGAAGUUGGGUCUGGUACCCUUACUGUGCCAGUAGUCCCCCUGUUGCAGAGUAAUGUGCUAACAAUCAUGUGUCAGAAUGUGGCCCCCUGUCUUUUAGAUAAGUCCGAUAUCUUUGUCAAUCAAUGUAUAUCAAUGUUUGACCUUAAAUUCAGCUUGCAAAAGGGAUAUAUAAUUCGAUACAUAUAUUAGUACCGGCAACGUUGUAUUGAGCUGUCUUCUACAAUGAUAUUCUUGUACUCGGCACGUAGGUAUAGGUGAAUAACAGAAUGGAUGAUAAAAUGUGCUGUUAGAUGUAUGAAUACUUCUUGGCACAGCUAAACUUACAAAUGCGUUCUUGCCUCAAGCCAUUACUGAUGUACAUAUUUGGCUGGUGCCAGAGUUAGGCAGGCCAAGUUCAGAGUUUUCUCAUUUUUAACUGAGAGGUGAACCCAGUGAUAUAAUUUUUCAUGUUGUCUGUUCCACCUCCUAAUUAAGUGCUACUCACGUGAGUGAGUGCUCCAACAUGAGGGCAGCUUGCACAAUCUUAGUCCUACUUAAAGAUUUAAGCACAACUAUUCUGGCCUUGUUGGAUGGGGUGUACAAACCCCACACUGAGCAACAAAGGCUUAAAAGACUUGUUCUGGGCUCAGUCAGCCCCGCCCCGCCACACCUGCAGCAAAUCCUCCAUUUGCUGGAGGAAUUAUAAGACAGUGAAUUAGCUCAGUUGGCGAGCAGCGCUGAAGGUGAGCAGACCUGCAGCCCAUAGCUCCAGCAGAGCAGAACAGAGGGGAACCCAAAGGCGCUGACACAGCUGCCCAAAGGACCCCUUCUUGAGGGAAGGGAGGACCCUCCGCAGAGACAAGCAAAAAGGGAAGUAUCCAGUGGCCUUGGACAGUGGCAACUCCUCUCUUGUUUCUGUUGAUUUGGGUUUCCCCACCAGGCAAAGACCUUGGAUUGAGCUGACCCCAGAGCAGGAGACGAGAGGAAGAGGUCCAGGGAGGACAGCUACAGGUAGCCUUGGUUGCCAGGUUACUGGUAGCCCAAAGGGCCCUGGGUUGGAGUCCGGUGGAGUGGGAGAGCCUGGGCUCCCCGCCUCACAGCCCCCUUGGCAGUCCGGGGUUGUGGCUGUGACCACUAGGCAAUGCUUCCCAACCAAACCCCGAGUGGGGAUCAUAACAUGCUGGUUACACCAAUUCAAUCUGAGGUAACUCCAUUGUCAGUUGAGCCAGUUGAGUUACUCCACACCAAUGUAACAGAGCUGAAUCUAGCCUCGGUACGUUCCUAAGGAACAAAUUUGUUAGUGGUGAAAGUUACAUUUUGCAGUGUAAGCCUGUCAGAAAACAGUUACAAGCAGCAAAGCAGUUGCACCGUUUUCAUGCCAGUGCUUGCUCCAACCCCUCAAGCAGAGACCAACAUCUACAAGAUCUUCACCAAGCAUUCUCAAAACUACGAUACCCGCACAAGGAAAUAAGGAAACAGAUCAACAGAGCCAGACAU